AAUGUACAUUAGGCUGGUUUUUCCCCCCCAGCUUCGGGCUUUGUUUGGAUUUGAUUGUGUUUGGCUCUUCGCUAAGCUGAUUUAUGCAGCAGAAUUCCCGUCGGCUGGAGAGAAACAAAAGCUCUUUUCUUUGUCCCAGAGCGGGCUGCAGAGAGCCCUGCUCGCGUCGCCACCCCGGGCCAUUGACCGUCGGAGGAGGUGCUUCUUGCUGAGAUUUCGAGACCCGCCGUGCCGAGCUGGGAGGGCCGCGGGGGCCCUGAGAUGCCUAGCGGUACCCGGGCCAGCGUACCUGCACCGCUUGUUCCGAGCCGCAGGGUCCGCCUGCCGGGCCUGCUGAAAACGUCCUAGCAACUCUUGGUCCGCCCGCGCCGAGGUGCGCCUGGGAGGCGCGAGCGCGCAUCCGGAUAGCAGCCAGGCGGGCGCGUUGCGGGCUGCUCUGCAUUAUGUGCUGCUCGGCCCUGGCUUUUUUUACUGCCGCAUUUGUCUGCCUGCAAAACUGCCGGCCAGGUCCUGCCCCAUUUCUCCGGGCGGCCUGGGUGCUUUCAGUUGUUCUUGGACUGGGCCAAAGUGAAAACAAUAGAUGUGCAUCUUCAAAUGCAGUGUCCUGCACCAGGUGCCUUGCGUUGGAUCCAGAAUGUGGAUGGUGUGCUCAAGAGGAUUUCAUUUCAGGUGGAUCAAGGAGUGAACGCUGUGAUAUUGUUUCUAAUUUAAUAAGCAAAGGAUGCUCGAUUGAUUCAAUAGAAUACCCAUCUGUGCAUGUGAUGCCAAGUGAAAAUGAAAUUAAUACCCAGGUGACACCAGGAGAAGUAUUGGUCCAGCUGCGUCCAGGAGCUGAAGCUAAUUUUAUGCUGAAAAUUCAUCCUCUGAAGAAAUAUCCUGUGGAUCUUUAUUAUCUGGUUGAUGUCUCGGCAUCAAUGCACAAUAAUAUAGAAAAACUAAAUUCCGUUGGAAAUGAUUUAUCUAGGAAAAUGGCACUUUUCUCCCGUGACUUCCGUCUUGGAUUUGGCUCAUAUGUUGAUAAAACAGUUUCACCAUACAUUAGCAUCCACCCAGAAAGGAUUCAUAAUCAAUGCAGUGACUACAAUUUAGACUGUAUGCCUCCCCAUGGAUACAUCCAUGUGCUGUCUUUGACAGAGAACAUAACUGAGUUUGAAAAAGCAGUUCAUAGACAGAAGAUCUCUGGAAAUAUAGAUACACCUGAAGGAGGUUUUGAUGCUAUGCUCCAGGCUGCUGUCUGUGAGAGCCAUAUUGGAUGGAGAAAAGAAGCUAAAAGAUUGUUGCUGGUGAUGACAGAUCAGACAUCUCAUCUUGCUCUUGAUAGCAAAUUGGCGGGCAUAGUGGUGCCAAAUGAUGGAAACUGCCACCUGAAGAACAACGUCUACGUCAGAUCAACAAGCAUGGAACAUCCCUCACUAGGUCAACUCUCAGAGAAGUUAAUAGACAACAACAUUAAUGUCAUCUUUGCAGUUCAAGGAAAACAGUUUCAUUGGUAUAAGGACCUUCUACCCCUCUUGCCUGGCACUAUUGCUGGUGAAAUAGAAUCAAAGGCUGCAAACCUCAAUAAUUUGGUAGUAGAAGCCUAUCAGAAACUUAUUUCGGAAGUGAAAGUUCAAGUGGAAAACCAGGUAAAAGGCAUCUAUGUAAACAUUACUGCCAUCUGUCCAGACGGGACCAGAAAGCCAGGCACAGAAGGAUGUGGCAACGUGACAAGCAAUGAUGAAGUUCUUUUCAAUGUAACAGUUACAAUGAAAAAAUGUGAUGUCACAGGAGGAAAAAGCUAUGCAAUAAUCAAACCUAUUGGUUUCAAUGAAACCACUAAAAUUCACAUACACAGAAACUGCAGCUGUCAGUGUGACGACAGCAGAGGACCGAAAAGAAAGUGUGUAGAUGAAACUUUUCUAGAUUCCAAGUGUUUCCAGUGUGAGGAGAAUAAAUGUCAUUUUGAUGAAGAUCAGUUUCCUUCUGAGAGUUGCAAGUCACACAAGGAUCAACCUGUUUGCAGCGGUCGAGGAGUUUGUAUUUGCGGGAAAUGUUUGUGUCACAAAAUAAAGCUUGGAAAAGUAUAUGGAAAAUACUGUGAAAAGGAUGACUUUUCCUGUCCCUAUCACCAUGGAAAUCUGUGUGCUGGGCAUGGAGAGUGUGAAGCGGGCAGAUGCCAGUGCUUCAGCGGCUGGGAAGGAGAUCGGUGCCAGUGCCCGUCAGCAUCAGCCCAACACUGCAUCAAUGCAAAGGGCCAAGUGUGCAGUGGGAGAGGCACAUGUGUAUGUGGCAGGUGUGAGUGCUCCGAUCCCAGGAGCAUCGGACGCUUCUGCGAACACUGCCCGGCGUGUCACACGGCCUGCAAUGAAAACUGGAAUUGUGUGCAAUGCCUUCACCCCCACAAUCUUUCUCAAGCUAUACUUGAUCGGUGUAAAUCCUCAUGUGCUUUCAUGGAACAACAUUAUGUGGACCAAACAUCAGAAUGCUUCUCUAGCCCAAGCUACUUGAGGAUAUUUUUCAUCAUUUUCAUAGUUACAUUCUUGAUUGGGUUGCUCAAAGUCCUUAUCAUUAGACAGGUGAUAUUACAAUGGAAUAGUAAUAAAAUAAAGUCCUCAGCAGAUUACAGGGUGUCAGCCUCAAAAAAGGACAAGUUGAUUCUGCAAAGUGUUUGCACAAGAGCAGUAACCUACCGACGUGAGAAACCUGAAGAAAUAAAAAUGGAUAUCAGCAAAUUAAAUGCUCAUGAAAAUUUCAGGUGCAACUUCUAAAAGAUAAAAAAUACUUUAUGGGAAACUGGAUUUUUAAUAAUUGCUCCUAAAAAUUAUAGUUUUAGAAGUCACAGGAGGAGACAAAUUGUGCUAGAUCUUGCUAGUUGCUGGUUUUCACUCGAAUGAAGACUGACAGGCAUCCUCAUCAUCAUGUGACUCACAUCGCUGCUGACUUUUUCUGAGAAAAAUGUGUCUUACUACUGUUCGAGACUAGUGUCAUUGUAGCACUUUACUGUAAUAUAUAACUUAUUUAGAUCAGCAUAGAAUGUAGAUCAUCUGAAGAGCACUGAUUACACUUUACAGGUACCUGCCAUCCCUACGCUUCCCAGAGAGACACAAUGCUUUUGAGGUAGUUUUGGCAUCGUGUCGCUGCAGGGGUACCAUCCUCCCUGCAUGGAAUGUGCACGCGAAAAAAGAAUAAGGCAGUUAUACUAAUGUUGCCAAACACUUCAACGUUUGCCAGAGAACAGACAAGAACAGCUAGAUGGGGAAAUGGUUAGUGUUUUGCUCAUCCAAGAGUUGAAGAGAUAAAAACCUUCAUCUUGAGGGAUAUUGCUUUUGAAACUGUGUAGUUCUAUGCAUGUGUGUUUGUUUUCUUCUUUUUACAAGAUGGAUACUAAUUCCAACAUUCUCUCCUCUUUGCUUUUAUAAUUUGGUUUUCUUACAGGAUAAGUUUAUAUGUGUCACAGAUGACUGGAUGAAAUAAGUGCUAAGUUACUACUGCCAUAAAAACUUAAUAAUACAAUGUCACUUUAUUAGAAUACUGGUUUUAAAAGCUGAAUGUUUAAUAAGGGACACUGUAAAGUAACAUCAAAAUUUGAACAGCUUUGUUAUUUGCCGACGUGGAGUUUCAUACCUACUUGCCUGGUAAACUGGAUGGACUAUUUCACCACUUCAUUUGUUUAAGCAUCAGGUUAAAAUGCACAAGGCAUUUAGAAACUCUGCCUCAAGCCAAGUGCCACACUUUUGACUGAGCUUUCUCAGAUAUGCACUCCAAGUAGAUAAUAGCAUUUUUCAAAUUAGAAGCUAUAUUAAGCUAUACUAUUUUUGCCCUUCCAUGAAGCCUGCGGUCAUUCUUUCUCUGUAUCACCUUAACCCCACUGCCAGAAUUCUCAAAGUAUGCAAUUGGAGGGAGAUAGACAAUAUCUUAGAAAUAAGCUCAUUCAUCCUUUAGUUAGGGAAUCAAGGCUCAGAAGGUUUAAAUGAUUUCUCAAAAAACAUCCCAGUGGUUAAGUGGCAGCAUUUGAAGAAAAUUUCUCUUAUUGCCAGGCUAGUGUUCAUUGCACAAUAUCACGCUACCUCUUGAGUCUUUAAAAUAUCUAAUUGGCAAGUGUUUUUAAAUGUGAUUUGCUGAAGUUUUAAGUGUAUGAGCAUGAGAAAAUAUCAAAGCGAAACAGAAAAGAGUCAUUCAAACUGAAUUGGCCAUGACUGGCUUCCAGUCUUUCCUGCUAAUCAGCUUCUAAGCACUAACUCCAGGGAAAUCCAUCCCAGCCUUAGCCUGCGUGAAAGGCACCCCUAUUGUCGUGCAGAGCUCAACCUGAGAGACUGAUACAGAGGUCAUGAGCUUUCCUCUUCCGCGAUGGAAACAUACUCACAAUUCCCAUGGCCCUACAGAUAUAGUCCAAUAGUCCUGUGUGUAGUACAGAGCUUUGCCUAGGACAACAAUGUCUUCUUAUAAUUAACAUCCCAGAUUUGCUGUCUUCCAGCACUUAAUCAAAGUGCUAGAUAUUUGCAUUUCAAUGAAGACUAACUCCCCUACCCUAUAUUCUACCCUAAAGAACAUUUUAAAGUAUAAAAUAAGUUGUUCUGGAGCCAACAAAUACGGCAGCUCCAUUAGCUGUCCCCUACAACCAAGCAAUUAGGACUCUAAGCUAAACUGCAUUUCCUUCCCCAAAUGAGAGAUUGGGGACACUGACGUAAGUCAGUACUGUGACUCACUUGUGUAAGAGACCCUUGACCACUAAGGAUAACGUAAAAAUCAUAUUUUGCAAUCUGUCUGUCACACAUAGCAUCCUUUUUAAAAGGAAAAUAAAUGGAUACCUAACAGAGCCCCAAAAGGAAAAACUGGGGAAAAUCCAUUUAUUAAAAUGCUGACAAUUUAAAAGUGAACAUUACAAUGUUCAUAAACUAAUUUCCACAUGAAACGAUUAUCCAAAAGAGCAAAAUAAAAUGAAACCCUUAAAAGUCCAGGGUUUAUAUUCUUUACACUCUCAGUAGUUUGCACUAAUUUAUAAUGAACUGAGGCUGUUAUCACAGGAAUGGACAAACUUCCUGAUGGGCAGUUCAAUGCUAGAUGAUGACUGAAGUUAUGCUUGUGAUGUGCUUUCGUUUUUUACAUAAAGAUCUAAUUCUUAAAGAUUUUAGAGCUUAUAUUUUACUUGAAUAAUUGGUAUGUUCCUGUAUAGUGAUUUGUGAGAAUUAAUAUUUGACUAGUUAGAAUUAAUUAAAAGGGAAGGGAAAACAGGGUAUUCUUAGAUUACGUAAUAUUUGUAAAUAGAGGCUAUUUUCAAUAUGUCCACAGGAGUCUUUUGAGAUUCACGGAUAUUAAACACAAGUCAUAAAUUUUAAAUGGUUAACAAAGUUAAUAACUUGAACACUUUUGGUACGACAGCAUUUCUGCGCCCAUAAGUAUGUAAUGACUUUGAAAUGCACUGCCCAUACACUACAAUAUCAUUGCAUGCAUUUCAUUUCUCUGGGGACAUCUUUACACUGCAGUGCACAUGGAUUUAUAAGCAUUUGAUAUCUUUUGCAAAAUUUGUUAAUAUUUAUGAUGUCAUAGACAUUCUCUGCAAGACUCAGAAAUUCACUAAAAAUCUCACUAUCUCUUAAAUGUUCCAUGUAGCUUAGAUUAAUAAAGAUUAAAAAAAACUUGAGUUAAAAAAUACUUUUUUUCUACAGGCAAAUUUUUCAAACAUCAAAAUUAAAAUUAGCACAUGUAUCAGAUGCAACACUUCACUAAAGAAUAAAUUUCAAAUAUUUCUUAAUAUGUAAUCAAUAUCCACUGAAGAUAUUCUUAUGUAUGACAACAGGAAUCCAUGAGACACUGAAAUUAUUUUUAUGAUGGACUAUGAAAAUUUUUCUCCACAGAAUUAUAUUCCUCCAGGCACCUGACAUAGCAAAUUAGACUCAAUGGCUUUUACUUCCUUUCCUUAGUCCUUGUUUUUUUCUACUCAGUUUUCAGAAGGGAUUACACUAAAACUUCAAACUCAAUAAACCUAAUUGUGAAAAAUAACCAAAUGUAAUGGUAUAAUAAAGUUCUUCAUUUCCAAACAUCUCUUAAUGAUUUUAAAACUCAUUUGAAUCUACUUACCUGAACAAAGACAGAUCCAUUAAAAUUUUUAAAUUUUCACAAGUGUUAGAGAUUAAGUUUUAAAGGAUUUAAGACUUUUUUUUUAUAAAAGUGUCAAAUGAAAUACAGCUACCUGGGAGUUUGAGCAUGUGCAUAUUGUAUUCUGUUUUAUUUGCUCUUAACAUUUAUUUUAUGACUGUCCUCAAUAUUGACCUGAGAAAAUCCAUUUCAUGAAAUGCAAAUUGAAAUAUAUUUCUUUUCAAAGAAAUAUGGAACUAGCUUUCAGAUCAUUUCCCUUUUCUUUUAUGAUUCCUCCAGGGAAAAUUUACUAUGGGUAACUGGUUAUACAUGUUCAUAUUUUAUUGGUUCUGAGACAUCUACUUUUUAAAUAUAACAUCUCUGAUAUUGCGCUGUAUCUUGCAAUUAUUGGCACGUUAGAUGCAGUGUGGAAAGUUGAGCUUAAAUAAAUAUUACACUAAUUAAUUUUUAACUAAAUGUCCAUGGAUAUAGGGACAUUGCUUUCUUACAAAUAUUUGAGAAGUCAUUUAUGAUAACAUAUGAGCCAGUUUUCAGUACAAGUGAAUCACAUACAACUCAACAUGGAGCCUAACUGAUUAUGAGCUCGUGCUCUGCAGACCUUUAGGUUGUGAAAGCUUUCAGCCUCCUGUUAUGCUAGUGGCUAUGAUUUCUGCAAACCCUAGCUUAACUGAUAAGAAUGAGUUUUGUUAACAAUUUUUUAUUCUUUCUAUUAUUUUGUAAAGAAUACUCUUAUAUUAUGAUCUUGGUGUUAAAAUUAAGUGGAAGAAUAUUACAUGUAACCAUCAUAAUUAGAUUUUGCAGCAUCUUGCAUGUGUUACUUCAGUGACAGGAGAAAAACAUGAUACAAUCAUCAGUGCUGUCAGAAAAAGAACUUUCUCUUUGAGCCCUUCUACUUUUUUAUUCUUCUUUAACAUUUCUAUUGUUUUGAUUAAUUUCUUUCCUUAGGGUCUGAUAAAUUACCUUCAAGCCCAUGUAAUAAGUGUCAUAAAACUGCAUAUUUAAGUUAUUUUAAUUAUAUGAAACAAUUGUUCAGCUAUCUGGGCAGCUGUUAAUAAAAUACCUGAGAGUAACAACACUACUUUUAUCUACCUGAGAUGCUCUCCUGCAUAAAGUUUAUCUUUGUAAGCUAACUCUAUUAAUCAGGUUUCUAACCUCUACAGCCUACUUCAGUUAAACUUAUUUAACCCAACAAUCAAAAAAAUAAAAAAACUGCAGUCACCAAGAAAGGAAAAUGUGAUUUAUAUAAAGAAUUUUUACACUGUACUACAAAUAAAUGUGAUUUUGAUAAGAAUUCCACACAAUGACAAGUAUGGUACAUAAGUCUUAUUAAGAAUAUUG
Molecule: messenger RNA, 7413 nt
Organism: Pteronotus mesoamericanus
Lineage: Eukaryota; Metazoa; Chordata; Mammalia; Chiroptera; Mormoopidae
Gene: ITGB8
Product: integrin subunit beta 8
Exons: 14
Coding region: 444-2747 (767 amino acids)
Biological process (GO): cell adhesion mediated by integrin; cell migration; integrin-mediated signaling pathway
Cellular component (GO): cell surface; focal adhesion; integrin complex
Molecular function (GO): integrin binding
Source: RefSeq, a predicted model, not a curated record